CUUAUUUUUGGCCUACAAGAACAGGUUUGCGAAGUUAGUUGGCAUUUAAGACAGUUGGUAUGUCUGAAUUCUGUUUAAGGAUAUUCGAAGAUUUCGUUGCCGACAACACUGACUUAGAGAUCGAUGUGGUGACCACCGCGAAGAUCAACAACCAUACAGUCAAAUAGUAACAAGUUCAAGUACUCAAGUUGUUAGUAGUGAAGAUGGAACAAGGUACCAAGUACAAUAGACUAACUUGCUACUACUUUUAUCAAACCUGGAGUGGGUACAUAGACUAACUUGCUAAACCCCUGGAGUGGGUACAUUCAUUCAUUCAAAUAUCACUGUUGUAGAAUAAACCUAAAUUCAAACUAUUUAUUCGUGAUCGUGAUUCACUUGUUCCACAUUCAGACUCAUUGUAAGGAUCAAAAACAAAAUGUUCUAUCGUUCUCUCGCGGAUCGUAUGCGGCCAACUGCGCAGAGGCAGCGCGCAGAGGCUAGAGAAGCACGAAACGAGUUUUUGCAGACUCUACAAGUUUCUGAUUGUUACCUUUUUGCACUCAUCAUCGGUGGCUCCGUAUUCGCAAGGUGGUUGGAUAUGAAAAUUACGGUUUUUGCUUCACUCCUGGUUUGGAUACAACUAAGUAAGUACUUAAAUCGAUCAUAAGUACGUUGCUUGAACUUGAUUUGAUUGUUUCUGCACAAGCGUAAGCUUCUUCUUGAAGUAAAUUGCGGCAGAAUGUUGAGUGUAAGUAGCAAACGUUCAAGAGUAACAAACGGAUAUAAUUUCUUCUUGUUAUGCAGUAGUUGUACUUCUGCAGCACACGGCUAGAUCAAAUCUUGUUUCUCGAUGUCUACAGCAAAGAAACUCUAAGAAACCAGUCCGACAAGUGUACAUCGCGCUAGCGGUAUAUGUGCUAUUUUUUGGCGUAUAUUGUGGCCUGCGGUAUUGGGAAAACAAAAAAAAUCCGCCAUUAAAAAAGAUGCUGGAAAAAGUUGAUUGAAGAUGCCUAAUGAAAAUUUGUAUUCAGCAGCCUUUCGCCUUUUCUACAGUGAACCUUUGAGCAAAUUAUGUCGUGCCCCGUGCGCCAACAUUUCGUUGUUUGCCGAUCCUAUGUUCAUUUGAAGAACAAAUGAUCCCCAACUCGUCUCUGCUCGCAGAGACCUGUUCACCUAGAAAUGCUAAGAGCAAUCUCAAUAAAUGAAUCGGACUCCUCCGACGCGAGAAUCUACUUCUUAAAAAAUGAGUCGUAAGAGAAGAUUUUUACUUCU
Messenger RNA from Amoebophrya sp. A25, 1251 nucleotides. Lineage: Eukaryota; Dinophyceae; Syndiniales; Amoebophryaceae. The record is from the annotation of a GenBank genome assembly.